AUGACCAGACUCGCUGUUUGUCUCCCGCGCCAAGCUGACUCGCUGGAACCUGAUGCGAGGCACGAGUACACGAUGCUCUCUUCCACAUUCACUGGCACGUUCAACGUGCAGCUCAGGCCGCUCACCGCGCCCUUCGUCGCCUCGGCGCACUACUGCGCGGGCGACCGCCAGAGGUCCAGCUGGGUGGCGAAGAAGGCCCGCUGCGCCCUGUUGGGGCUUAAAUUCGGCAACAUGGUGGAGGCGGGCUUGGCCGUCACGGUGCAGGCCCAAGGGCGGCAAUUGAUCGAGCAGGAGAAGCGGAUCAAGCAGCUGGAGAGGCUCCUGGAGGAGCUCGCAGGAAAGAAGGUUUCAUCGACAUUGGAGGCGGAGGUGCUGACCGGGGAGCCGAAUGAUGCAACGAUUGUUCCGGUGGUUUCAAGCACCAGCAAGGGCAACAACAACAAUCGCGGCAGAAACACCAUCAUGGCAAUGGCGGACUCAGCUACCUAUGAGUUCGCUGCAUCCAUGUGGGACGCAGCGCUGCUGCUGUUCUUUCAGCAUUCCAACCCUUUGGACAAGUUGAUCCUUCUGAUCGGGUGCCUCACGAAUUUGACCCUGCAGCUCUUUAUGCUGCUCACCAUGUACCUGGAUAUGUUGGAAAAUCCUUACACCGACAAGAAGGUCCAAGAGAUGAUCGCUUGGCGGGUCUCCGACGGCCAUCAUACCGACAGGUUCGAUGCCAUCUCUGGGGCUAGCCUCGCGAGCAAGCUUUGCUCCAAGAAUCUUUGGUCCUAUGAGCAGGAGGAGUACGACAAGAUAUUCGACUACCUCUACAAGCCCAUGCCAGGCGUCAUUCUCAGCUCUUUAGCCAUCGUCAUGUGGGUGCUCACCAUUAUGGUGGAGUACCGGCGCUGCAUAGAGCAGGCCCUGGCGGUGGCCCAUUUGCCCUCCCUCUCGGUCAACGAUGAGUUUGUGCAGACGGACGAGGAGGGAAGCAUGCGGCUGAAAGGUAUCCGCCCGGUAUCACGGACCUUGGCGCUGGUCUUCUUGAGUCUCCCCCGCUUAGUGGUGCUGGGUUGGCUCGCCAUCAUCGGCUGCAUCUACUUGGCGCAGACUGUGAACCUGCAGGACAUCGUGCUGAACGCGGUCGCCUUGGCCUUCGUCAUGGACGUGGACGAGCUCGUGGCGGACGUGCUGCUCACCGAGCGGCUCAGGUCUUUGCUGCCGAAGAUCGAGCCUUUGAGCUGCGGGAAGAGCUUCAAGACCAACAUCCCGGUCAAGGACCUGGUGCGAUAUUUCAUCACGGCAGGCCUCAUCACCUUGGCCAUCGUGCAGUGGCUGGUGCCCUUUAACUCCACCAUCACAGCCGCGGGCAUCGCCUUGUGUGGUGGCUAUCAGGACUUCAGUUUCUCCGGGGGAGCCCCGAACAACGUGGCGGUGGUCAUCGAGCCCACCAGCUGGGGGGGAGACCCCUGGUAUGACAGCUGUGGCUCCACCGUAGAGGACUGGUACCUGCAGAAGUACUACGGCGCCCGCUUCAACUCAUCCGUGCACGGCGGGACCUCUCAGAACUCCUCCUACUACACCACCUUGAAGAAAAAACACGUCUUGAACUUCGCCUGGGCAUCCAUGGCAAACGGGAACUACGACGUUUGCUCUGAGGGGCAGGUCCUGUCACCCCAGAACGAGGACGGCGCUCGUACCUGCAUCACCGCCCCGACGGCUCUUACCCGGAACCUUCCCAAGGAGGUGAAAGCAGGCAGCACCGUGAGCGUAGCCAAUUGCCCUCGCUUCAGCGCCACCGUGGGUUGCAACUACUCGGAGGUGGAGCUUCCGGCCACCUGCAUUUGGACCUGGGCAGCCCACCAGUGCGACGACCUUCCGCCCGGGAAGGUGUAUUCGGAUGCCUGUUCGCCGAGCACGGACUUCACCAAGUCCUGUGACACCUGGGAGUAUGUCUUCAACCUGGCUCAUCCAGAAUAUAACUGCAGGGCCAGGAAUUACUGCACUACCAACAACCUGAACUGCUUGGCGCUGACGGCCGACUUGGAAGUCCGCGUCAGCCAAAUCGAGAAGUUCCAGCUGCCAGGCGUCCAGUCCAAGCUGGAGGAGAGUAUCAAGAACGCCUUGUCCUGGGCGUGGCAAAUGCCCGUCACGAGCCUGGAGCUCACCUCAGAAGCUCCAGAUCCCGCCGAGUCGGGGGAGGGCCUGGCCUGGAUCGCGCUGGUGUCCAAGAACAUGCCCCACCUCGUGAAGCCCAGCUUCGACUUCGAGACGAGGGCGGGCCUGGCCUGGGAGAUCGACAUGCACUUGGACGCCUUGACCAGCGUCACCAUCGACGGCAAGCCUUUCCAGGUCACCGAGUUGUUGGUGAAGAACCGCGUGUGGCAGAGCACUGCCGACCUAAUCACCACCACCACUCCCAACCUUCCCACUGCGCAGCCGCCCGGGUCCUCGACGAACCCUCCCUCUCCGAGGUAA
Molecule: messenger RNA, 2460 nt
Organism: Effrenium voratum
Lineage: Eukaryota; Dinophyceae; Suessiales; Symbiodiniaceae
Source: the annotation of a GenBank genome assembly